AAUCGUAAUCGCUUUCGUUUUCGAUUCCUUACGACGAUUGUUUACUUUUUAAUGUGAUUGUCAUCUGUAAUUUUUCGCCGUAAUUUUAUCCCCUCUUUUUUAAAUUAUAUCAUUAAAUUUUGUCGUCUAACGUAGAAUUUGAAUUUAAUUAAUAAAAUUUACUUUUAAAUUUCUGAAAUAUUUAAAUAUUAGAUAUAAAAUCAACCGACUGACGUGUCCCAUAUAUGCGCAAAUGUAAAAAAAAAAUAAUAAAAGCAUGAGAUAGAGAUUAGUGUAUGACUAAAAUACAUUAAAUAUGUGAAAUACAAGGAAAUUAAUGUAUCGGUUUCGAGUACCAAUGUCAUGGAGGGCCAGUUGAGAUUUAUUUAUCCUACUUGUAAUUUUUUAAGUUAAAUUAAUCCUUAAAAAUGUUCAAGCGCCUUCGAGAGCGCAUUUCUGAAGAGGCUUCAAAAUCUGUUGCUCAGUUGGGUAAUAAUGCUGCAAAGCCUACAAGUGAAACUGAAUCUAAAGCAGUUUCUGAGGAUUUAAUAACUCUCAGUGAAAGUUCUGCUGUUGUUGUGCCUCAUACAAGUGCUCAACAGUUUAGCAUCGGAGAAGAUGAUGAUGGUUCUAUGAGUGAACAAAGUACUCCUCAAAGAAAUGUUGAUGUUACAAAUGGCUCUGUCUCAGGAGGCAAAGACCAUACACCUGCUGGUGAUACUAGUUUUUCUCAAGAAUAUCGUCCUAAAAGGCUAAGUUAUGUACCACAGUCUGAUAUUGAAAGUGAAAGAGAAGAUCCUCCUACAUUAAAUCUUGAAGGAAUAUCAAAGGAGCAGCUCUUAAGUGUUAUAGACCUUUUAAAAGCUAGAACAUAUAAAUAUAAAAAUAAAUAUUCUGAAGUUGUAAAUAAUUUUAAGGAGUUGAGGGAUGAGAAGACAAAAAUUGAGAAAACUCUCAUUGACACUCAAGAUAAAGGAUCCAGGCGUAUUGCAGAACUUAGAGAGCAAUGUCAACUGGAGCAAAAAGCUAAAGCUCAUCUUGAAGCUAAUCUUAGGUUAAUGUUAGAGGAAAAAGAUAACAGAAUAUCUGUUCUGGAAACACAGAUAAAUCUUUUGAAAGACACUAAUAAGACUGAUGAUUCAAGUGGCCUGCAAGAAAAUGUGCAACAAACAUUAGAAGGUUCAAAUGGAGAUUUACUAACUGGUGACAUUGUUCUAUUGCCUGGUCAAGAAAAAUCUGCUCUCCAUGAAAAGUUGGAAAGAUUAGAUCAUCAAUACAACCAAGCAAAAAAAACUAUUACAGCUCAAACUGAACAAAUAGCUCUACUAAGGAAACAAAAUGAAAAUCUUUCUCAGGAACUUGAAGAAAAAGUCAAAAGAGUGAAUGAGUUAGAGGAUCAGCAGGUAGUAAUAAAAGCAGAGCAUGAGGUUAUUCUAAAUAGUAUGCAAAUUCGCUUGGAGGAAUUAGAAAAGCAGCAGGAAGAAAGUGCGAUGUCAAUGGCUGAAACAAAGAGAAAUAUGCAUGAAGAGCUUGAAUUAAAGGAAAAGCAGCUUGUGAAAGCUAAAAAAGAAUCUAGUCAGUAUCAAUCUGCAGUUGAACUUGAGAAGCAGAAAUUAGCAGAUCUACAAAAACAAUAUGAAGAUAAAUUAAGUGAAUUGCAGAGGCAGCUCGAAUCAACUGAAAAGACACUAGAGGAUGAAAAGCAAAAUCUAAUGCAAGAACUUGCUCGAGGAAAAACUGCUGCUAUUGCUUUAAUGCAGAAAGAUUGCGCUAAAAAAAUAUCAGCUGUUGAAGAGGAAUGGAAAGCUAAACUACUUGAAUUCCAGUCACAAAAGUCUCAAGGAGAAGAAGAGAAAAAGGGUUUUCUGGAAAUUCAAGACAAAUUGAAUCUUGCUGAAACUCAAGUUCAAGAAUUAAAUUCUUUAGUAAAGCAGUUAGAAAAUGAAAAUGGAUCUUUGAGAAGUGCUUCAGAGAAACUUAAAACAGAGUGUGACAACAGAAAUGCUGAAAAUGAAAAACUGCAGACCAAUCAUGCUGAUUUAGAAUAUUUAAGGAAGCAGGAAUGCUUAAAUUAUGAAAAUAAAAUAAAUGAAUUGAGUAUACAACUUAAAAAUUCGUAUGACCAAGUCCGCACAUUGGAGCUUAAAGAAAAACAAUAUAUUGACUGUUCUUCCCUUUUAAAAGAUGAGUUAAAUGAAAAGAAUCUUGUUAUUAGUGGACAUGAAAAACAAGAAUGUGAAUUUAACUUUAAAACCAAUGAAUUAGAAAAUGAAAUAAAAAUGUUAAAUUCAAAGCUAAAAGAAUUUCAGUUGAAAGAGAAUUCUAAACUUAAAGAAAUUCAUCAGUUACAAGAAUGUAUUAAACAACUUCAAUCCAAAGAAAAUAUUGCAAAUGAGAAUUUAUUAAUGUGUAAAAAGGAACUUCAAGAAUUGAGAAGAGAAAAACAAGAGUUAGUUUUAAGCAAUGCAUCAUUAAACAGUGAAGUUAUGGAACUGCAGAGUUUGUUGCAACAAAGUGAAGAAAAUAGGCACAAGCUAGAAACAAUAAUUCACCAGGCUGAAAUAGAAAUUCAAGAUUUAAGUGCUACUUUUGAUGGAAAACUGGAAUAUUUUCUCCAAUUAGAAAAAGACAUUUCUACCAUUGAGAAUGGUAUUGCAUUAUUUGAAAAAGAGCAUUCAGAUUUCAGGAAAGUUAUUACUUCUUUUGAAUUAGCUUUUGAAAAACUGAUUAAAAAUUACAAUGAUUUUCAAAUUCAUUCACACAAUGAUUCAAAAUGCUGCAAUACAACACUUAAUUUAUCACAGUCCAAAUUUGAUUGUCUUGAAGAUACUGUGAUAUUUGAAGAGUUGGGAAAUCAGUCAGUUACUUGUGACAGUACUAGUACUGAUUUCUCCAAAUUUUCUGAAUUAAAAAGUGUAAAAGAAAGUCAGAAAAGUGUAGAGAAUAAGACAGACAGUGAAAAACAAAGUUUAUUAGAAGACCUUGUUAAAGAAAAUUCUGAUUUAAGAAAAGAACUGCACCAUAUUAAAGAACUUUCAGAUUGUCAUAAUUCAGAAUGUACUAAAAAUACAGCAGAGCUUCAAAAAGCACUUGAUAAUUUAUGUGAAGAACGUAAUAAUCUUAGCUUAGUUUUGCAAAGUAUUGAUACACAAUUUAAUGAAAUGAAUUCUAGCACAUUUUUAAAGCCAACCAGCAGACAAAAACCUGAAAUUUAUGUAGAUGUAGCUGAAGACAAAAACAAAUUGAACAUUCCUGAAGUUAAUUUCUUAGAAUUGAAUUCUAAAGUACGGUCAGAAAUUGAGGCUCUGUCUUCUCAAACUGAGUUGAUUAAUCGUGAACUGAAAAUUCUUAGAGAGCAGUUUAAUGCUUCUCAAAUUGCUUUUUCUGAAAACGUCGCACAUCUAAAUUCUAAACUUUUAAGUAGAACUGAGCUGUUGCUACGAGUGAAAGAAGAAUUGGAUGAUGUUCUGGAAACUUCUGAAAGUCUAAAAAAGAUGUUGGAAGACAAAGACAAGCAGUUAAAUGAGUCUAAAGAAGCCUUCUUGUGCAAUGAAAAGGAGAAAAAAGAACUUGAAAAUAAACUUAAACUCAUAAAAGAUAAGUACAUUAAAAAGGAACUUGAACUGAAACAAGCUCAUAAUGUACAACUCUGUGAUUUAAAAAAUCAAACUAAAGAUACUAUCGAUCGUUUAAAUAAAGAAUUAGCAAAAGCUACCACAGUUCUUGAUAAGAAAGAAGAAGAAUUUUCACUCAAGCUUAAAUCUGUCAAAGAUGACUAUAAUUGUGAAAUAAAUAAACUUGCUAAGAGUUUCAAUGGAGUUUCUUUGUUUCAGAACAUAUGUGAAAAUCUAUCAGCUACUGAAUCUGACUUUGAAAAUAGAAUUUCAGACAAACUUUUGCUCUUUGACUUGUAUUUUCCAAAAAUAGAAUGUAUGCAAUCCAAAUUAACAAAGAUUAAGUCAAAACUGGAACAGAAAGAUCUAUUAAUAAAUGAACUUAUGAUGCAGGUUAAUUCAGUAAAUAAACAAAUAUUAGAUAUCAAAGAAUAUGAAACCGGUUUAAGGAAAUUGAAGGAGGAUGAAAUUUCUACGCUAAAAGAAAAAUAUGAAGCUGUUGUGAAGAAUUCAGAAACAUUUCAUAUCAUAGAGAAUGAGAAACGAUUGCUUGAAUCUUGUUUAGCCGAAAAACAGUCUGAACUUGAAAAAGAAGUAAAUAAGAAUGCUGCACUCUCUUCUGCUCUAAACAGCUCUGAAACUAAUAUUCAAGAUAGCUCUUCUCAAGUUCAUAAAUUGAAAGAAGAUUGUGCAUCCUUAGAAAAUAAGUUGGCAAUUUUAUCUGGUGUUGUUUCAGAAAAAGACAAACUAAUUGCUAGUCUAGAAAGUAAGAAUGUCUUGACAGAAAAAGAGUUAUCACAUUUAACUUCCAGUGUUUUUGAAAAAGACAAAUUCGUUGCUCAUUUAGAAAAUAAAAAUGCAUCUGAAUUGAAAGAGUCAUAUGAUGCAAUUUUAGGUUUCUCAAAUAUGUUUGCUUUAAAAUCUGAAACAUGUUUAAACAACAUUACAACUUCUAUUAGUUUAACAGAGGAAAAAUUAAAAGCUUUUGAAAUUCAAAUACCAAAAUAUAUAGAAAAGGUAAAAUCUUUAGAAGAGUCUGUAUUUCUUUAUCAAAGUUACAUUAAUAGUUGGUCACAGGAAAUAGAAAAGUGCUUAAAUUUUCUUCAAUUAGGUUCCGUAGAGCUGCCAUCAGAAAUAACACAAGACAGAUACAGUUGCAAUAAUUUUAAUACUUUGAUUUACUUUUUAGAAAAAAAAAUCGACUCAUUUAAUAAAGAAUAUAUAAAGUCCUAUAAUGUGCAUGCAGAAACUGUAAACAAGCUAAAAGAGAUUGAAAGGGAUUUAUACGAAAAAAAUUCCCUACUUUCAUCUAUGAUUUCUUAUGAAGAGUUUGAAAAGUGUGAACUCAAAUAUCGUGAUGAUAUGCAGGAACUUAAUAAUAAAUUUAAUUCUGAAAUUAAAGAUUUAAAAAGCACAAUUAGCAAGCUUGAAAAAGAUGUUACCACUCGUGUUAUUGAAAUAGAAAAAAAGGAAGCCAUUAUUAUGGAACUGCAGUCAUUUAAUUCCCAAAUUGCUCUAAUGGUACCUAUUAGUGAUUUAGAUGUAUGUAAGAAACGAGAAGAGGAAGUUACAGAUUUCAAUAAUAAGCUUACUACCGAAAUAAAAGAUUUAAAAAAUGAAAUAGCAACCUUAUUGGCAAGUGUCAAAGAAAGGGACAUUAUAAUUAAAGAAUUAGAAAAUAAAACCAAUCAAAUGACUUCAAUGAUUUCAGUUAGCGAGCUUGAAAAAUGCAGAGAGAAGUGUCAAGAAGAAAUUGCAGAAGUUACUAGUAAAUCCAAUUCUGAAAGACAAAAUUUAGUGGAUAUUAUUUCAAAACUUGAAGAAGAAAUAGCUUCUCACGUGUGUGCAUUAAGUGUUAAAGAAGAUUUAAUUAAAGAUUUAGAAGUUAAAGUUAGUCAGGUGUCUUUAAUGAUAUCUGGGGAAGAUUUUGAAAAAUUUAAGCUAGUGAAAGAGGAUGAAAUUGAAGCAUUGAACCACAAAUAUAAGACUGAAAUUCUUGGAUUGAAGACUAAUAUUAACAAACUUGAAGGAGACGUAGCUAACUAUAUCACUGAGUUAGAGAAGAAAAGUGAUGCGGUGCACAAUUGUGAGAUGAAGGUUUCUCAGUUAUCAUCUAACAUUCCUGAAGAAGAAUUUGAAAACUACAAACGAAAUACCACUGUUAUGCUUGAUGAAUUAAAAGAAACACAUAGUGGUGAAAUUCAGGCACUAAAGGCAGAGACAGAAAGACUUCAUUCUGAAAUAGUUAGGCUUAGAUCAACUAAUACGGAAAAAGACACAGCUAUUCAGGAACUGUUUAAUAUUUCUCUCCAAUUAAAUUCUAUAAUAUGUGUAGAUAAGUAUGAAGAAAGUGGGGACAUGUUAAAAGAUUUGAAUGUUAUUUUGCUUAAUAUGAAAAAGAAAGUUUCUCAAUUUCUAAAAACAAUUGAGGACAAGGAGAUUCAAAUUCAACAAAUUUUAAUUGAACAGGGAAAUGCCAAAGUUCAAAGCGAAGAAAAUAUUAAAUGUUUAAAAGAAAAAUAUGAAAAUGCUGAAAAGAACUAUGCUACUCAGUUGGAAGAAAUGAAAGAGAAAAUAGUGACUCUUGAGAAACAGAAACAGAAUCUAGAAGAAGAAACUGUAAGUCUCAAAAAAGUCAAGGAGGAGCUCAGUGAGAAAAAAUCUAAAUUAAAAUCACAAGGAGAUGAACUAAAGAAGGAGCAUUUAGAAAAGGUUCAAAAGAUGCAAGAAAAGAUGAGAGAUCAAGAAAAUAUGGUCUUAAAAUUAGAAACUGAACUUGAAUCUUUGGCUAAGGAAAGCUCUGAAAAACUAGAAACACUGAAGAAAAAAAUUAAAAUAUUGGAACAAGAACGUGAACAGUUAAUGCAGCAUGCUCAGGAAAGAGUUUCAGCGACUGAGGCUAAAUGUCGUGAAGAUACUAAGCUUUUGCAGGAGGAAAUAAAUAAACUUAUUUCUGAAAACAAAGAAAUUGAUCAGCUGAAAUCUAAAGUCAACUUGUUAGAGCAACAGCUACAAGAAAAUCUGAAAACUGUAGAGUCAUCUAAGUCAGAAUCAUCAGAGAAGCUUUCUCAGCUAAAAGAACAACUUUCAGAAACUGAAGAAAAGCUUCACAAAAUGGAAGUUGAGAAGCAAGACACAAUAGGUGAACUUUCAGAGCAGCUACAAAAGAUCAAAGAGGAAAAUUCUUUAUUAAUGAAUAAAGCAACCCAUCUCGAAACUUUGAAGUCUGAAAAAGAAGCAUUGAAUGAAAAACUGAAACAGGCAGAAUUGCAAGUUUCUUCCAUUAAAAAGCUUGAAUCUGAAAGAGACACUUUAAAACAAGAGAAUGCUUCACUGGUUGAACAACUUCAUUCUCUUAAAUCUUCACAUAGCAAUAGUGAAUCACUUGCCUCUGAAAACGAAUCAUUAGAAGCAACAGUUAAAGAUUUUAACAUCACUAAACAAAAAUUAGAGCAAGAAAAUGAAAAAUUAAGAACUGAUUUAAAUUCUUUAAAAGAAUCCCUGAAUAGUGAGGUAAGUUCUCUUAAAAAUAGAAAUGAGUUUCUUACAAAACAAAUAGACUUAUUAGAAAAAUUGGAUCCUUCUGAUCCAAGCAGCUUAUCUGUUAAAAACUACAUUGCAUCAGUGCGUCUAGAAUGUGAGAAUGCAUUGAAAGCAAAAGAAGAUGACACGACUACAAAACUGAAACUUCUUGUUCGGGAUUUUGCUGAGCAAAUGGACCUGAAGGAUCGUGAUUGUGAUAAGAUCACUGGUGAAAUAAUAGAAAGAAAUCAAGAUCUUGAAGAAAGGCUUGAAAGAGAAUAUAAAAAUCAAAUAGCAGAGUUAAGGCAAAAUCUCUUUGAAAGAGAAUGUGCUUAUGAUGAUAUGAGAGAAGAUUAUGAAGAGAAACUUCAAGAAAAGGAGAAAAAAAUGAGAGAAUAUGAAUCAGUAAUGAAAAAUGUGUCUCAUCCUGGAAGUGGUGCAUCCACAGAUUCUGCUCUUUUAACUGCUGAAAGUUCUGAUUGGGAUGAUACCUGGGCUGUUCCUGAAGAAACACUUGAGCCUGCUACCAGUCCUAAUCACAGAAAUUGUGAAGAUCACUUGAAUGAAAUAGAGACUCUGAAAGAAGAUUUAUCUAAGUGCCACUCUGAAAUUAAAGAAUUAAAAGUUCUUUUACGCCUUAGUCCUCCAGAUUCAAUGUUGAACAAUAACCGCCGUGAUUCACUACAAUCAAUUCCAGAGCCUACAGAAUUUGAGUACUUGAAGAAUAUUAUUUAUGAAUAUAUGAUGGGUAAAGAACCAAUUACUUUAGUAAAAGUAAUAGCUGCUGUUCUUCGAUUCAAUGAAACACAAACUCAACAGGUUAUUCGUAAAGAAGAAUCCAGGCACCAAAUGAGCCAGAAGAAAUAGGUGUUGCUGCAUGAAGUGCCUUCUACUGUUUCUAACCAAGAUUAAUGGCAAAUCCUUGGCUUAGCUCUCAACUUUGGCAACCUAACAGCUAAAUUACUUGAAGGAAGGACCAACUAUAAUACUCUUCCACUUCAUUGUCCUUCUCCACCAAUACUUUAUCAUUCACCAUUUUUGUAAAUUGUUUGUUUAUAACAUAGAUUUUUUAUAUAAUAUAUGUAAUAUCAAUUUAUGGAAUAAUGAAUUUGAAAUGUUUAUUUAAUAAAAACUUUAUUAUGAA
Molecule: messenger RNA, 8259 nt
Organism: Parasteatoda tepidariorum (common house spider)
Lineage: Eukaryota; Metazoa; Arthropoda; Arachnida; Araneae; Theridiidae
Source: RefSeq, a predicted model, not a curated record